UACUUUUGUCAGCAAGGACGGCGCGGUGCUUUCUGGGUAGGGCACUUUCAGGCCGGCCAUAUUUGCUCCAGCGUCCUGUCUGAAGGAGAGAGGCGAUGAAGGGGAUCCGGGGACUCAGCCAGCUGUCGACCAGGCUUUACGCGGCCCAGGCUGCCCGUAAGGUGGACUUUACUGGGACCGCUGAACACGUUAAGUUUCAGCCACAGGAUGUGCAGGUGACCAGACUGCCCAGUGGUCUGGUGAUUGCCUCCUUGGAGAACUAUUCCCCGGCUUCCAAGAUCGGAGUGUUCAUCAAGGCUGGCUGUCGUUAUGAGACCCCUGAAAACCAGGGGGUCACCCACCUCCUCCGGCUGGCCUCCAGCCUGACAACCAAAGGAGCUUCAGCUUUCAAGAUAUGCCGUGGUAUUGAGGCAGUGGGAGGCAACCUGAGUGUGACUUCAAGCAGAGAGAACAUGAUCUACACCGUUGACUGUCUGAGAGAUGACAUUGACACAGUGAUGGAGUAUUUGAUCAAUGUAACAACAGCCCCAGAGUUCCGGCCAUGGGAGGUGUCAGACCUCACGCCCAGGGUGAAGAUGGACAAGGCCCAGGCUGCACAGAGUGCUCAGAUAGGUGUGCUUGAAGGUCUGCAUGAUGCUGCCUACAAGAAUGCUCUCUGCAACUCCCUGUAUUGUCCUAACCACAUGGUUGGCAACAUCCAGUCCGAACACCUGCACCAGUUUGUCCAGAAUAAUUUCACAAGCGCAAGAAUGGCUCUUGUUGGACUUGGUGUCGACCACACAGUGCUGAAGCAAGUCGGGGAGCAAUUCCUCAACGUCCGCAGUGGGGCUGGCAGCACAGGGGCCAAGGCUCAGUAUCGUGGAGGUGAGAUUCGCAUUCCCAGCACCAGCAGCUUCGUCCACUCUGCUGUGGUGAGCCAGUCGGCAGCAGCGGGCACCAGUGAGGCUCUGGCCUUCAGUGUCCUGCAGCAUGUACUGGGAGCUGGUCUGCACGUCAAGAGGGGUUCAGGUGUUUCCAGUAAACUGGUCCAAGGUGCUACCAAAGCAACCGCUGACCCCUUUGACGUCAGUGCUUUCAAUGCAAGCUACUCUGACUCUGGUCUGUUUGGGAUUUACACAAUUUCCCAGGCUGCAGCUGCUAGUGACGUGAUUAAGGCUGCUGUUGCCCAGGUGAAGGAUGUUGCUGAUGGUGGAGUCACAGCUGCUGACCUCACUCGGGCCAAGGCCCAGCUGAAGGGGCACUUCCUGAUGUCUCUGGAGACUUCAGAGGGUCUGCUGGAGAACAUGGGGACUCAGGCUCUUGCCGACGGAUCCUACUGCUCCCCUGAGGAAGUUUCCAAAAAAAUCGACAACGUCUCCUUGACCGACAUCGCCAACGCUGCCAAGAAAUUUGUGACCGGGAAGAAAACAAUGGCAUCCAGCGGCAACCUUGUGAAAACACCCUUCGUUGACGAGGUCUAAAGCCCUUCUCGUCACCUCGUACUGUCCCUAACUCUGACGACAAAGCAGAAUUUGUUUCCUCUACAUUUUCACACACACA
Messenger RNA from Larimichthys crocea (large yellow croaker), 1539 nucleotides. It is a transcript of the gene uqcrc2b, whose product is annotated as ubiquinol-cytochrome c reductase core protein 2b. The transcript has 14 exons. Bases 96 to 1460 code for a protein of 454 amino acids. Gene Ontology annotation, cellular component: mitochondrion. Gene Ontology annotation, molecular function: metalloendopeptidase activity; metal ion binding. The record is from RefSeq and is a predicted model, not a curated record. Gene Ontology annotation, biological process: proteolysis. Lineage: Eukaryota; Metazoa; Chordata; Actinopteri; Sciaenidae.